Molecule: messenger RNA, 1108 nt
Organism: Cynara cardunculus var. scolymus (artichoke)
Lineage: Eukaryota; Viridiplantae; Streptophyta; Magnoliopsida; Asterales; Asteraceae
Product: cytochrome b561 domain-containing protein At4g18260-like
Exons: 4
Coding region: 233-850 (205 amino acids)
Molecular function (GO): transmembrane monodehydroascorbate reductase activity
Source: RefSeq, a predicted model, not a curated record
CAAUCAGAUGUAAAUCUUGAUUAAUUAACAGAAAGAUCCAAGAUUUCCCCCCACUGCCCUAUUUCCAUGCUUCUAACAAGGGAUACACACCCACAUACUUUGUAGCCACAUAUCAGGAGAAUCUUUCAUCAAAGAUAAAACCCUUUACUACUGCUUAUUCUUCUUGUUCUUCUUUUCGCUAGCUCGUUACUGGUUCGUCUCGAUCAAGAACUCAUCGGAAGAAGACGUAGAGAUGGUCAAAGACGAUCAUCAUCAGUUGGUUGUUCACGGGUUUCUUUUCUGGGUUUCGAUGGGUUUCUUGAUUCCUAUUGGGAUCUUGACCAUCAGAUUGUCGAAUAGAGAAGAACGUGGAAGAAGGGUCCGAAUCAUAUUCUUUAUCCAUGUUGUUACUCAGGUGCUAUCGGUAAUUCUUGUAACAGCGGGAGCGGUAUUGUCUUUAAAGAAUUUCAGCAACGCUUUCAACAACACGCAUAGGAGAAUCGGGGUAGCACUUUACGGCCUUGUAUUCUUGCAAGCGAUUAGUGGGCUUCUACGUCCAGAAAGGGGGGCUAAGAGACGAAAUAUAUGGUUUUUCGCACAUUGGGUACUAGGAACCAUCGUUUCCGUUAUGGGAAUCAUCAAUAUAUACACCGGGCUACAAGCAUACCAAAGGAGAACAUCAAGAAGUAUAAAAUCUUGGGUCGUAUUUUUCACAGCCGAAAUCGUAUGCAUCGGGUUCUUGUAUUUAUUUCAAGAGAAGUGGGAGUACAUACAAAAGCAAGGUGUAGUUCGGGGGAAUGAGCCUACGACGACAAUACAACCAACGAAUAACCGAGAGAUUUUGACCAAACAGAAUAAAGAUUCAUGUUGAUCGGAAGCAAGACUGUGUACAUCUUAUCUUUCUCAAUCUGCAAUUACUACGUCGAGUUGUUCAAAUGCCUUCAAACCAAUCAAACAGAAUAAAGAUUCGUGAGAUUUACUGGUUUCUUUUGGAUUUGUUUUUAUUAACCCAUUGAAUGUGGGGUGGUAUCCUAACUAUUUGAUGAUAGUUGCAAAGGUUUUGCUUGUUUGAUAUUUUCUUGUCAUUUUCAAAGCAAUUUCCUACUUAUGAUUUGAAAUUGAAAUUUUU